AUGAAACCCAAACUAGUGAAGGCGUUUCGACAAGGUUUAUUGAAAAUAGCAAGUACCACCGGUGCUUGGAUCAUAACUGGUGGAAUGAAUACUGGAAUAAUGAAACUUGUAGGUGAAAUUAUACAAAUAAAUCAUUAUCGUUCGAAACCAAUUCAUGUUAUUGGUAUAGCCACGUGGGGUUGUGUGAGUGGAAGAGAAGCAUUGGACGUAAAGGGUCAAAUUGUUCAGUAUACAAAAUCACGCAGUGAGGAGAAAGGUGAAGCUCCAUUGGAUUCCAAACAUACCGAAUUUAUCUUUGUCGAUGAUGGUACAACGCACAAAUAUGGUGGUGAAAUUCAAUUUCGUGCCAGAUUAGAACAAGCUAUUUCUGGUGGAUUUUUUACUUCCAAUCGUGUACCAACAUUGUCACAACAAAAUUCAACUGGAACAGCAUCAUUAAGACCAGAAAAAUUCGAUCCAGUUCCUGUUGUUCUCCUAGUUGUUGAAGGUGGACCUAACACUGUCAUAACUGUGCAUGAAGCAGUUGUUCAAAAUAAUAUACCAGCAGUUCUUUUCGAGUUGAAGUCACUUUCUGAUUUGAUACAAAAACGGAAAGAAGAACUUAAACAUCUUUUGAAAGAAGAAUUAAAAGAGGAACUCAGGGCAUUUGCUGACAAAAAAAAUACUGAUUAUUUUCAAUUAGUUUAUGAAUGUGUUGAUCAACGUUUUCACUUUUUAAAUAUUGUAAGUUUAAAUGCGCGAAGUCCUGUUGAACCAGAUAUCGAUUUGGCCAUAUUACAAGCAUUAUUAAACGCGACAAAUAUCUCUGAGCCUGGAAAAGGGAGUGUUGAACGUAAACGUGAACAAUUGCUAUUGGCACUUGAAUGGAAUCGAGUUGAUAUAGCAAAACAGUUUAUCAUGACAAACGAUGAAGAUUGGUUGAAAAUUAAUUUGAAUGCCUUAUUUUUAACUGCUCUUGAACGGAAUCAACCGGCAUUUGUUCGAUUAUUUCUUGAUCAUGAUUUUUCAUUGACUGUUUUAUUUCACGAUAAUUCUAAUCUAUUAGAUUUAUACACAAAAAUGGACUUUCAAAUAAAUCCACAGUCAACUGAUCCGUUGCGUACGAUUUAUUCUCAGUGUUUGAAGCCACAAAUUGGUGAUUUUUUUGAGAUUGAAGCUGUUCUAAAACCAUAUACAUCCGAACACGAUAACUAUGAUAAUAGUGUAAAUUGCGCAUGCUUGACUACUUCAACAUAUAUGGAUGUCGACAAAGAGUUAUUCAUAUGGUCCGUAUUAUCUGGAAAACAUGAAUUUGCCAUGCUAUUCUGGUCGCGUUCAAAAAAUAAAAUAUGUGCUGCACUAUUAGCUGUCAGAUUAUAUACAGUUCGAAAGGAAAUAGAUCCAAUAUUUCUUGAAUAUGCUAAGGAAUUUGAAAAAUUAGCUGUAAAUGUACUUGAUUUAUUUUAUAAACAAAAUCCAAUAGAAUGUAAAUCUGCAAUAACUAGACAAAUACCGGCAUUUGGAAAUGUUGCAUGGAUUCAAAUGGCUGUUUGUGCAGAAGCUAAAUUUUUCAUUGCACACAAAGCUGUUCAAGAUGUACUAAAUGAUAUUUGGUAUGGUGGUAUUGAUACCGAAAAAUGUAGUGAUGGCACUAUUAUACUUUCAUCGUUUAUGUUGUUGCUCAGCGGCUUUUAUUUAAAAUAUCAUGAUGAUUCCAAGAAGUUUGAUUCCAAUAGACCAAAUGAAAGUCAUUCACGAUCCUUUCCACAUGGAAAUAAAUCAAGAUCAAUGAUUGACAAGAUUAAAACAAAAAUUGGUACUUUUUUCAGCAAUAUACUGAAUUUUGUUAGAGCGCCGUAUGUCAAAUGUUUAUACAAUUUGUAUUUUCAUGUUGGAUUUCUAAUGUUAUUCAGUUAUGUCAUGUUAUGUGAUUUUUUUCCAAUACGUCAAUUUGAUGGUGAUAUUUAUUGUCCACCGACAAAAAUUGACAAAGAUCAUAUUAAUACCAAUGAUAAUGAUAGUAAACUAUUUGGCGAUAGUAAUAUUAAAAAAGCAUAUGAAUUUGGAAAACGUUUUGGUAUACAACCACCUGAAAUAUUACUUGUUAUAUGGAUUUUUACAUUAUUAUGCGAAGAAAUACGACAACUAUUUUCAAUGGAAAGUCGAACAAUUCGUGGACGAAUUAUUUCUUAUAUCUCUGUGAUAUGGAAUAAAAUUGAUGUAUUGGCUUUACUAUUAUUUUUGAUUGGUUUCAUUCUACGUUUAAUACCUGUUGAAGGAUGUUUUUGUGCUGCUCGAAUUAUUCUUUCUAUUGAUCUUAGUAUUUGGUAUAUGAGAACAUUAGAUAUAUUUGCAGCUGUAAAAAGAUUAGGACCCAAAUUAGUUAUGAUUAGUGAAAUGGUACACGAUUUAAAAUUUUUUGUAAUGAUGUUGACAGUCUUUAUAUUAGCAUUUGGAGUUUCAUCCUACGGCCUUAUUUAUGGUGUACAACCAUUCUCAUGGCAUUUACCUCGAAAAGUAUUUCAUAUUGCAUAUUGGCAAAUAUUUGGUGAAUUGAAAAUACUAGACGAAUUUGAAGAAAGCUACAGAGCAACAGGCUAUGCUGUAUUCAUAUUACUAGCGGCUUAUAUGGCUAUUGCAAGUAUACUCUUAGUCAAUUUAUUAAUAGCCAUGUUUAGUAAUACAUUUGAUCGAUUACAUACCAAUACCGAUCGUAUUUGGAAAUCUCAACGAUAUUUAUUAGUUUGUGAAUAUUUAACAAGACCCUCGUUACCUCCACCAUUAAUCAUUUUUUCCCAUUUAUGGCGAAUUUUACUAUGUAUUCUAACAAAAUGUUUUAAAAUAAAACGAUUCAUUAAAAUAUAUGAGAAUCAUGUUGAUCGAACAAAAAAAAAACUUAAAAAAUCUUUAACUGAAAAAUUGGUUAUAGACAUUGAAAGUAUUGAAGAUGCGCGUGGUGAUGAAGCGUAUUUUAAUCAUUUGAAAACUCAUCGAAAAAUGAUGGAUAUAAAUGAUGUGGAAGAAGAUAGAGCUAAUACACCACAAGAAAUAGCUGUAAAUCGUAUUAAAAUACUCGAAAAUAAAAUGCAAUUAAUACAAACUCAACAAUCUCAUAUGAUGGAAUAUCUUGAAUAUCUAAUGGAUGGUUUAAAAACAUUGGGUGGUGAUAAAAUUAAAAUGCCUGAAAAACAUCGAUUUGAUUUAGAUGAGCCAUCUAAUCGAAGACGUAUGUCAAGUAAACAAGAUUCAAUUGAAUAUGAUAGACGUAGAUCAAGUGUUGAUAAUGAUCAAUCAUUAGUUGUUCUAUUGAGACGAAGAUAUUUCGCCAUUCCAGAGGUGAACAUAAUAAAAUUUGAGAUUUGUCAGCAUGCUUGA
Molecule: messenger RNA, 3354 nt
Organism: Didymodactylos carnosus
Lineage: Eukaryota; Metazoa; Rotifera; Eurotatoria; Philodinida; Philodinidae
Source: the annotation of a GenBank genome assembly